UGACUCCGCCCACUUCUUCCCCAAAGUAGACCUGACUCCGCCCACUUCUCCCCCAAAGUAGACCUGACUCCGCCCACUUCUUCCCCAAAGUAGACAUGACUCCGCCCACUUCUUCCCCGAAGUAGACCUUGUGAGCAUCGUAGAUUUGCAUGUUUCGCUCUCUGAUCGGAUUGUCUGAAUUCACUAGUUGAGUGUCAAUCACAGAAAAAAAACAACAUUGAUGAAAAUAAAUUUUGAGAAUAUGUGAAUCCCUCGUCCGUUUCCCUGACCCCUGGCAAUGACAUAGACUGUGUAAAGGGCAAAGAUUUCAGCUUUGCCUGUUCCACUGAUAUGGAUUCAGCUAACAAAUAUGGAAACUCCAAUGUUCACACCAGUCUCAUACUUUUAAAUCCAUGACGGGAAGAGUGAACUUGCACACUUGGGAAAGGGUUGGGAAUCGGGACCUCAGUCUCAGGCACCUUAUUACCAGUUUGAUAUUUUGUCAUUGAUCCAAGUGGAUGAGGACAUGAUUGGGACAUAUGAAGAGAGACAGGAGGCUGCAGUAAUGUUGAGAUGCCAGUAGGAGGAGCUCUAGUCUAGAACACUGGAACCUUCAGUAGCACUUUGAUGGAGAUGAUGAGGAGUGAUGGGUCACAUCUUGUGAGGAAACACAUUAAGAAACCAUAUAGAACAGUCAACACUUUGUUGUGGAUCUGUAUUUAAAGAAAAGACUAUGUUGUAAAUGGGCUGCAUUUAGCCCCUUUAAAACAUGUAGGCCCACUCCUCAAAUGAAGAAAUGUAAAUAGCUAUGCAGUCUUUAGCAGUACAUCCAGUACAUCCCUUUCUGACAUGCUGUUGAUGCAUGUGAUUGUCUUAAAUCCCUGACUAGGCUACUUUCACAAUGUGUCAGUCACUAAAAUCACACUUCUUUCUAUGCACAGCUACGACAGUAAGUUGACUCACUGUACAAGACCUCUCCCCUUCACUCUACUGCAGGGUGGGAGAUGCAACAAUGGCCUUGAGAACAGCAGGAAGUGUGUUGGGUCUUUGUCUGGUCUGUAGCAGUGUUACUGGGUCAGGAUGGCAGGAGUGUGAAGUACAUCACUCAGAGUAUCUGUGUCUUGAAGGGGUCAACAGUAGAGCUGUCCUGCUGUUACACAUAUCCCAGUGGUACAGUCACAACAACCUUCUGUUUCACUACAAAUGAUGCUGAGGGGAAUCCUGUGACUCUGAGUGAUGAACCAGACUACACAGGUCAUGUGACGUACUGUAGCAACAAGAAGAAUAGCCACACCCUGACAAUCAGAGAUCUGAGAGAGUGUGACUCAGCUAUGUGCAAAGUGUCCAUCCUGACCCUAACUGGGACACACACACCACUGAAAAUGAGGACCAGACACUCUGGCAAGUGUGAAAAUCUCCCACAGUGACACGUUCACAUCUCUUCAGAGAGAUGCACUCUGUGUAUCAGACCAUCCAGGGAAGAGAACCACCAUAGAACCUGGAGGGAAGAGAACCACCACAGAACCUGGACUGAAGAGAACCACCACAGAACAUGGACUAAAGAGAACCACCACAGAACAUGGACUAAAGAGCUAUGGCCAUUUUGAAAUCAAUCAAAAGUUUUAAAAAAUGUGUUGUGAAGCUCAACAAAGUCACUUCCAGAUGAUUUGAACAUGAUGAGAGAAUGUUAAUAUGUGGAAUAUUAAUAUCAGUCCCGUGACUUGAAUGGGAUUUUUGUAAAUGUGGGAGUGUUCGACAUUGUAACCGACUUUAUAGGCAAGUCGAGAUCUACAAAUCACCUUGCAUGAUGAAUAACUACUCAAUAUUAUUUAUAGAUCAUUCAGUCAGUCACAAUUUACCCAUGAUACAUCAGUUUUGAUGCUCUCGAACACUGUCUGUGUGACUGCUGAAGGAAGCCUUCUCUGCAUAAGCUUCUUGGUCCCUGACAUAGAGUUGGAUAGAAGGUACAUCUUGACAUCUUUGUCAUGAUGUCUUCUGUGACAGAAUGAGCAGCACCAUUGAGGGCUAUUUCCAUAUUAAAGUAGUUAAUAUCUUCAACUUCCAUAAGUUUAAUAACAGUCGGUAUACGAACUGAAAUGGUGUAUUCAAUGUCUUAGCCGUGCUAAAACAGGCUUUGAAGCAAGUACGCACUCUACUCAACUCUAUUGUCCCUGACUGCUUCAAUGUUGUGUCAACCACAGACUUCAAACCUCACACUCAGUGUCUAUUUAUAUAGACUUCCAGUAAGUUAACUUACAACACAUCUCCCCUUCACUCUACUGCAGGGUUGGAGAUGCAACAAUGGCCUUGAGAACAGCAGGAAGUGUGUUGGUGGUCUUUCUCUGGUCUGUGACAGUGGUACUGGGUCAGGAUGGCUGGAGUGUUACAUACACCACUCAGAGUAUCUGCACCUUGAAGGGGUCAUCAGUGGAUCUGUUCUGCUCUUACACAUAUCCCAGAGGAAAAGUCACAACAACCUUCUGGUUCACUGAAUGGGGGACUGGUGUAGAACCUAAAGAUCUAGGUCAGGACCCAGAGUAUGCAGGUCGUCUGGAGUAUCAUGGAGAUAAGAAGAAAGACUGUACCCUGAAAAUCACAGACCUGAGAGAGAGAGACUCAGCUACCUACAAGUUCAGAUUAUUAACAGAUCAGGAAGGAGGGAAAUAUUCUGGACGUCCUGGAGUCACUCUGUCUGUCACAGGUCUUCAGGUGAAGGUGACUGGUGGACAUCAGGAUAAGACACUGACCUGUAGCACCACCUGUACUCUGACUGACAACCCCACCUACAUCUGGUACAAGAACGGACAACAUCUAGAUGAGAGCACCUCCCCCCAGUACAAAAACACAGUCUCCAGCAACUAUAUUGAUGGUUACUCCUGUGCUGUAAAAGGCCAUGAGGACCUCCACUCUCCUGCAGUGUGUGUUCAGGGUCAGAGCUGCAGCAGAGUGAAUUACACCAAGAGGAGAAUCUGUGUCUUGAAGGGGUCAACAGUGGACAUAUCCUGUACUUAUGUUGGUUAUUAUUACACCACAUCAUCAUUCUGGUUUAGAAGUGAUAAGUCGACCCCUGAAGACCUAACCACAGACCCAGGGUAUGCAGGUCGUGUGGAGUACACUGGAACAUACAGAGGUCCCUUCACCCUGAGAAUCACAGAUCUGAGAGAGGAGGACUCAGCUGAGUAUCGCUUCACUUUUAAAACAGACAACUUUGAUUGGGGUCAUAGUUUCCCAGGAACAACUCUGUCUGUCACAGGUCUGCAGGUGAAGGUGACUCCUGCUGCAGAGGGACAGAAGACACUGACCUGUAUCACCACCUGUACUCUGACUGACAACCCCACCUACAUCUGGUACAAGAACGGACAACGUCUAGAUGAGCCCACUUCCCAACAAUACUCUAGUAAUACCCUAGUAGUGUUGGGUCAUUCUGCGGACAGUUACUCCUGUGCUGUAGAACAACAUGAGGACCUCCACUCUCCUGCAGUGUGUGUUCAGGGUCAGAGCUGCAGCAGAGUGACUUACACCAAGAGGAGAAUCUGUGUCUUGAAGGGGUCAACAGUGGACAUAUCCUGUACUUAUGUUGGUCAUUAUUCCACCACAUCAUCAUUCUGGUUUAGAAGUGAUAGGUUGACACCAGAGGACCUAACCACAAACCCAGGGUAUGCAGGUCGUGUGGAGUACCCUGACAAAGAGACAUGGAGAAAUGAAGGUCCCUCCAUCCUGAGAAUCACAGAUCUGAGAGAGGAGGACUCAGCUGAGUAUCGCUUCACUUUUAAAACAGACAACUUUGACUGGGGUCAUAGUUUCCCAGGAACAACUCUGUCUGUCACAGGUCUGCAGGUGAAGGUGACUCCUGCUGCAGAGGGACAGAAGACACUGACCUGUAUCACCACCUGUACUCUGACUGACAACCCCACCUACAUCUGGUACAAGAACGGACAACAUCUAGAUGAGAGCACCUCCCCCCAGUACAAAGACCCAGUCUCCAGUAACUAUGAAGACAGUUACUCCUGUGCUGUAAAAGGCCAUGAGGAUCUCCACUCUCCUGCAGUUUGUGUUCAGGGUCAGAGCUGCAACAGAGUGACUUACACCAAGAGGAGAAUCUGUGUCUUGAAGGGGUCAACAGUGGACAUAUCUUGUACUUAUGUUGGUUAUUAUUCCACCACAUCAUCAUUCUGGUUUAGAAGUGAUAAGUCGACCCCUGAAGACCUAACCACAGACCCAGGGUAUGCAGGUCGUGUGGAAUACACUGGAACAUACGGAGUUCCCUUCACCCUGAGAAUCACAGAUCUGAGAGAGGAGGACUCAGCUGAGUAUCGCUUCACUUUUAAAGCAGACAACUUUGACUGGGGUCAUAGUUUACCAGGAACAACUCUGUCUGUCACAGGUCUGCAGGUGAAGGUGACUCCUGCUGCAGAGGGACAGAAGACACUGACCUGUAUCACCACCUGUACUCUGACUGACUACCCCACCUACAUCUGGUACAAGAACGGACAACAUCUAGAUGAGAGCACCUCCCCCCAGUACAAAGACUCAGUCUCCAGUAACUAUGAAGACAGUUACUCCUGUGCUGUAAAAGGCCAUGAGGAUCUCCUCUCUCCUCCAGUUUGUGUUCAGGGUCAGAGCUGCAACAGAGUGACUUACACCAAGAGUAGAAUCUGUGUCUUGAAGGGGUCAACAGUGGACAUAUCCUGUACUUAUGUUGGUUAUUAUUCCACCACAUCAUCAUUCUGGUUUAGAAGUGAUAAGUCAACCCCUGAAGACCUAACCAGAGACCCAGGGUAUGCAGGUAGUGUGGAAUACACUGGAACAUCCAGAGGUCCCUUCACCCUGAGAAUCACAGAUCUGAGAGAGGAGGACUCAGCUGAGUAUCGCUUCACGUUUAAAACAGACUACUUUGACUGGGGUCAUAGUUUACCAGGAACAACUCUGUCUGUCACAGGUCUGCAGGUGAAGGUGACUCCUGCUGCAGAGGGACAGAAGACACUGACCUGUAUCACCACCUGUACUCUGACUGACAACCCCACCUACAUCUGGUACAAGAACGGACAACGGUUAGAUGAGCCCACUUCCCAACAAUACUCUAGUAAUAUCCUAGUAGUGUUGGGUCAUUCUGUGGACAGUUACUUCUGUACUGUAGAACACCAUGAGGACCUCCACUCUCCUGCAGUGUGUGAGUAUGAAUUAAACUACUAUUCUACUUAGAAAGUAUCAAUCAUU
Molecule: messenger RNA, 5196 nt
Organism: Oncorhynchus tshawytscha (Chinook salmon)
Lineage: Eukaryota; Metazoa; Chordata; Actinopteri; Salmoniformes; Salmonidae
Product: B-cell receptor CD22-like
Exons: 16
Coding region: 2281-5181 (966 amino acids)
Source: RefSeq, a predicted model, not a curated record